AUAGCAAUGUCUCCAGAUUCGGAUCAUACGUUUGAGCAAGAGAAGGUGAAUAUUCAAGAUGAAGAGGAACAGGAAUUCAUGCGGAGAGUGGGAUGGAAAGCCCUAUUCGGUUUCAUGAUGCAGAAACACCUCCCGGUGCUCUGUAUCGCCGCGUUCUGCGCUGCAAUUGCUGCCCUCAUUCUUCCGGCUAUGUCAGUAAUACACGGCCUCCUAUUCCGCCAGUUCGCGAGCUUUGCAUCCGGAAACACAACUGGCACUGUAAUGCUUCAAAAUGUUUCCAGGUAUUGCGUAUAUCUCACAACACUGGCCACCCUCAAUUGGCUCGCCAACAGCAUAUACUUCACAACGAUUUUGACUUUUGGGGAGCUUCAAGCACGGAGUGCGAGGAUACGGAUCUUUAAUAACCUGCUUGGAAAGGAUAUGGAAUGGUACGAUAAUAGGGAGAGCGGAGUUGCAGCAUUAGUUCCAGGGGUUCAGAUGCAGAUUCGCGAUCUUCAACUAGCAUGUUCCGCCCCUCUCGGAGAAUGCGUCCAGUGCUGUGUAAUAGCCGUCGGUGCUUUAUCGAUUGCGCUAUACUCCUCCUGGAACCUUACUCUUGCCAUCAUCUGCACUAUCCCAAUUGUGUACCUUGUCAUGAGCUUCCUAUCGUCCAAGAUUUCAAAACGAGCACACGAACAAGCGGAUAAGCUCCAGCAAGCUCUAAAGCAUGUAACAAAUGCAGUCUCGAGCAUCGAGACAGUCAAAUGCUUCAAUAGCGAGAGAUUUGAGCUCCAAAAGUACGGCUGUGUUAUUACCCAAGCAGGAUAUUUAUACAAUCGCCAAGCGAAUCUCCGGUCGGCUCAGAUAGGGUUCAUGCAGUUCGUCACGUACAGUAUGUUCGUCCAGGGCUUUUGGUAUGGUAGUUAUUUGGUUACUACAGGACAGAGGAACCCAGGCCAGGUCAUGACAACAUUUUGGGGCGCUCUAAUAGCUGUCCAGGGCAUUACUGGUUUCUUGCCUCAAUUCAUUGUCCUCCAGAAGGGAAAGAUAGCUGGUGCACGACUCUUAGCCACAAUAACCCGGCUAUCAAAGCAGAACAUAGAUUCUGAAGUUCAGGGAGGCGAAAAGCCGCAGCGCUGUGUAGGCGACAUUGAGUUCAAGGAGGUCUCAUUCGCAUAUCCUACGCGCCCAGACCAACAAGCGUUACGUGACGCAACGAUAUUCUUUCCUGCUGGCGAUACCUCAUUUGUCAUUGGAAGAAGCGGAUCGGGUAAAAGUACUAUCGGGCAAUUGCUUGUAAGAUUCUAUGAGCCCACCAGCGGCACCAUUUCCCUGGAUGGAGUUCCACUUCCCAACCUGGACGCUGGCUGGCUUCGAGAGAACGUCACACUGGUCGAGCAACAUAGUGUGCUAUUCAAGGACACCGUUCGGCACAAUAUCGCUUUAGCAAGAAGAGGCGACGGGGUCGCACAUGGGGAGGUAGAGAGCGCAGUCAACUUUGCUCUGUUAUAUCAAAUGAUUCAAGAUCUCCCCAAUGGCCUCGACACAGUGGUUGGAGCAAAGGGCAGCUCGAUGAGCGGCGGCCAGAAACAGCGAAUGGCACUAGCACGAGCUCGUAUUCGCGACACUCCUGUGCUGAUAUUGGAUGAGUCCACGAGUGCCCUCGACUAUAUUACACGGUCCGCAAUUCUUGAAGCAACACGGACCUGGCGUCGAGGAAAGACCACGAUUGUCAUCACCCAUGACGCCUCCCAAAUCCUUCCAGAUGACUACGUGUAUGUUCUAGACUAUGCUCAAGUCGUGCAAGAAGGGCGCCGAAAAGACAUUGAGGCUCAGUCCGGCUCCUCCUUUCAUAGAUUUCUCAUCUCGAAUAUCAGCGAACGAAAUGAAGAGGAUGGGUCACCAGACAAUAAUACUGACGAGAUAAUGUCUCUUUACUCGACGCCUUGGGUCGCUCCCACUCGACCACUCUCUGCAAGCCUCUUGGGAGAGCAGCUUCAGUCGCCCUUCUUCAGCCCUAUCUCACGAGAUGCAAUCAGAGACGAAUCCUUCCUUGUCUCCGGAUCGGGAAAUGGCUCGAUUGUAACCUUAGAGCUAAGAAGGAACUCAAACGGUGCUCUCAGAGUCCCUCCAUUUGCUGCUCUCGGAUUGGAAAUGAGGCACCACGAACAGCCCACGUCUCGUCAUGGACGGCCAUGCUCCGGCACUUCUUCUCCUGCUCCUUCCAGUGCUCCUCAUCGCACGCCCUCGCACGCGCCGCCUUUAAGCUCACCUUCAACUUGGCAGAACACUAUUGACGGUCUGGAAAUACGAAACGUGGGGGAAACUGGAGAGAAAAUAAGCUUGAAGGACCUCAAGCGCCGAAGCCACGAUAAAGAUUCAGAAGGCUCCGUCCCUGGUGUCAAAUCCCUCACGAUCAGGGAGAUCCUUGCGACCACUUGGCCUACUCUAAACUGGCGUUGCCGUUUGGUUCUCAUUGUUGCUUUCGCAUGCUCUGCCAUCCACGCUGCAUGCACACCCACAUUUGCGUUCGUCUUGGCCAGACUCUUAUCUACUUUUUAUAUCCCUUCCAACCAGCAAAAUAUGACCCGGGCUUAUGCUCUUUCCAUUUUUGGCAUCGCUCUUACGGAUGGUUUGGCAACAUGGGGAUUCCAUUUCUGCUUCGAUUAUUGCGCCCAGGCAUGGAUAAAUAGCAUGAGAAUGGAAGCCAUGCGCCGGAUACUCGACCAACCUCGAGAAUUCUUCGACCGUGAUGAGAACAGCGUUUCGAGGAUUGCAGAAUGUCUUGAUCACUUUGCCGAAGAAGCUCGCAACCUUCUGGGACGCUUUGUCGGCAUUACGGUGGUUGUUAUGAUCAUGAUCCUCAUCGCAAUUGUGUGGAGCCUGAUUACUUGUUGGAAGGUUACUCUUGUGGCCCUUGCUACCAGCCCGAUUCUAUAUGCAAUUACGACAUACUACAACGCGAUUAGUGGAAAAUGGACAGCUCUGAGUAACGUAGCUGAUGAAGAUGUUGGGGAGGUCCUACACGAGACAUUUACUAGUAUCCGGACGGUGCGGUGUCUAGUGCUCGAGGAAGUCUUCCGCAAGAAGUUUGCCGCGACAAUCGCUACUGCUCUGAGGACGGGGUUGAAACGCGCAGUCUAUUUAGGACCUAUAUUUGGCCUUAAUUACACUGGAGUCCUCUUUGUCGCUUCGCUUCUCUUCUGGUAUGGUACCAAGCUCAUCGAGAGAGAGGAAUUUUCGACCAGGAACAUCAUCCAAACAUUCUCAAUCUUGCUGCUGAGCAUCAACCAUGUCAAUUUCAUGAUUAUGUACGUGCCGCAGAUUAGCGCGGCAAAGGAUGCCGGAUCCAGACUCCUCCGUCUAUCGCGUCUGCCACAAGAUUCACACGAGCAUAAGGGCAGUGUGCAACUCCGGAGAGCAGGCGAAAUAAUGUUGAACGAUGUCGAUUUUGCCUAUCCUACGAGGAAGAACCAUCGAGUUCUGCAUCAAGUCAACAUCAGUAUCCGUCCUGGAAGUUGCACUGCCAUUGUUGGCUCAUCAGGCUCUGGCAAGUCUACGAUUGCUGCAUUACUUCUGAAAUUGUACGAGACGAAGCCGAGUGUCGAUGGCAGAGGCUUGCCAGCUCUUACGGUAUCAGACCGAGAUGUCAACAUCUUACACACCCCUACGCUGCGUUCACGGAUGGCCAUUGUCUCACAAACUCCAGUGCUCUUUCCAGGGACUAUUGCAGAAAAUAUUGCAUACGGCCUUGACUCGUCUUCAACCCGAGCAAUAAACAGUAUCCGGGCAGCCGCAUCCGCCGCAGGGAUCGAUGAUUUCAUCACCGGUCUCCCACAAGGUUACCAGACUGUUGUUGGCGAGGGUGGCAGUGGGCUUUCGGGAGGCCAAGCACAGAGAAUUGUGAUUGCUAGGGCUCUUAUUAGAAAGCCGGACAUCCUGAUCUUGGACGAGGCUACUAGCGCGCUGGAUGCAGAAUCGGCGGGGAUCGUUCGAGAUACGGUCCAGAGACUUAUUGCAGAGACAAGGGGUGGGGAAAGGAGUGGCAAGGAGCAGAGGGGGAUGGCUGUUAUUAUUAUCACUCAUGCGAGAGAGAUGAUGGCUAUUGCUGAGCAUAUCAUUGUACUAGAUGAAGGGAGAGUGGUGGAAGAGGGGUCUUUCAAUGAGCUGAGACGGAGGAUGGGGCCAUUUUCUUGGUUGUUGAGGGGGAGAGAAAGAGCAGCGCCCACGAGAGGGAUAUGAGAGUGUGGGAUUAAAAAG
This is a messenger RNA of Lindgomyces ingoldianus, 4239 nucleotides long. RefSeq names its product P-loop containing nucleoside triphosphate hydrolase protein. Gene Ontology annotation, biological process: transmembrane transport. Gene Ontology annotation, molecular function: ATP hydrolysis activity; ATP binding; ABC-type transporter activity. Lineage: Eukaryota; Fungi; Ascomycota; Dothideomycetes; Pleosporales; Lindgomycetaceae. The transcript has 3 exons. Bases 7 to 4221 code for a protein of 1404 amino acids. The record is from RefSeq and is a predicted model, not a curated record. Gene Ontology annotation, cellular component: membrane.